AUGGCCACCACUAUCUCGCACGAUCUUGCCUGGGAGGUUACCAAGGGACGCAGCUCCACGCUCGUCAAGAGGGCGAACGGUAUCCAGUUCUCGCGCGAUCCUCUUAACCUGAGGAACGUGUACAGCCGCAAGAACGAGGGCUCCAUUGCCAACAAGGCUAUCGGUGUUAUCCCCGGCCCCGAGGGUGGUGUCACUCUUCUCAUCAAGAAGGCCGACAAGCACCACCAGCCCGCAUCUGCCAUCCAGACCACCACCUUCGGCCCCAGCAGGUCCACCCGCAAGACAUACUCCGCCAUCGUCAACUCCACCACCAAGCGCAACUACCGCCCCGACCUCCGCCAGGACGCCGUUGCUAAGGCCUCCGCCAUCCGCAAGAGCCAGAAGCCCGUCAAGGAGUCCAAGCCCACCAAGGCCAGGGGUGCCAAGGCUCAGGCCGCUGCCACCGAGGCAUAG
Messenger RNA from Alternaria novae-zelandiae, 453 nucleotides. RefSeq lists its product as uncharacterized. The record is from RefSeq and is a predicted model, not a curated record. Gene Ontology annotation, molecular function: structural constituent of ribosome. Gene Ontology annotation, cellular component: cytosolic large ribosomal subunit; ribosome. Bases 1 to 453 code for a protein of 150 amino acids. The transcript has 5 exons. Gene Ontology annotation, biological process: translation. NCBI's taxonomy places the organism in Eukaryota, Fungi, Ascomycota, Dothideomycetes, Pleosporales, Pleosporaceae.